UAUGACACCUUUGCCACACUCAAUCUCGGUAUUCACGGGCAAAAAUUUCCGUACCCAGCCCUAUCUCUAUCUACCCAUCUUCAUUUAAGUAUUGACUUUUCAGCGCGACCUUCGCUUUCCCAAUAUUUUGGUCUUUUUUUAUUUACAGCUUGAGUUUUUUUGGUUUUUUUUUCUUUUCUACGAAAUUUUUGUUAUAGCUUGGUGCAUUAUUUUUGGAUUAGUUUGAAGAGAAAAUAGCUAAGAUUUGGAAUUUUCUACUUUGGUUACACCCUGUACCGGUACGUUUUUUAUUUUGUACACUAUAGCUCUUUGUAAGGCUUUAAAACUUCAUUUACUUUAAAUGGAGACGGAUCGGAAAAUUAGUCAGGAAAAGAAAGUGUUUGACUCCGCGGAGUCAAAUGCUUCCACUUUUCAGACUUCAGAGGCAAAGAUAUACCCUUCUGAAAGCCGCAACUCAUUCUAUGAGAAACCUUCUGAGCCAGAAGGGUUUUUUGCUAAAUUAGUGAAUGACUUUCGACCAGCUUCUACGGAUCGCCCAGAUGGCGUGGCUUUGAAACGAAAAUUGACGAACCGACAUAUGCAAAUGAUUUCCAUUGGAGGUGCCAUUGGUAGUGGUUUGUAUGUUGGUUCAGGAAACUCAUUAGCAGAUGGUGGUCCUGCAAGUCUUAUUAUUAACUACUCGUUGAUUGGUAUUAUGAUGUUUCUUACCAUUUAUGCUUUGGGUGAAAUGGCUGUCGCAUAUCCAAUCGCUGGUGGAUUUAAUACCUAUGCAACUCGAUUUAUCGACCCAGCUUGGGGUUUUUCUCUUAGUUGGAAUUACUUUAUUAAUUACUUUGUGACUUUUCCAUUGGAACUUACAACCUGUGCUAUCACGUUUCGAUUUUGGACAGACAUUAACAGUGGUGCCUGGAUUACAGUUUUUUUGGUAGCUGUUAUUCUGAUUAACUUACUAGGAGUUCGUGCAUAUGGUGAAGUCGAGUUUGUUUUAAGUUUUAUCAAAGUCAUAGCAACACUGGGCUUUAUUAUUUUGGCUAUCAUCAUUGACUGUGGUGGUGUGCCCACAGAUCAUCGUGGGUAUAUCGGCGGAAGCAUUAUUAAACGAAACGCAUUUCGUCACGGAUUUAAAGGAUUUUGUUCUGUCUUUGUUACGGCUGCGUUCUCCUUUUCAGGUACAGAAGUCAUUGGUUUGGCUGCAGCCGAGGCAGAUGAUCCCAAGAGAACUUUACCCAAAAGUGUCCGCCAAAUUUUUUGGAGAAUUGCCUUGUUUUAUGUUUGUUCGCUUUUGAUGAUUGGUCUUUUGAUUGACCCUGAUGAUCCUCAACUUAUGGGAAAUGAAUCCGGUACUAGCACUUCUCCAUUUGUUUUGGCUAUUCAGGAAGCAAAGAUUAAGGGACUUCCUUCCGUUUUCAACGCUGUAAUUAUCGUUUCAGUUAUUUCUGUAACCAAUACAAGUACGUAUACGGCGGGACGUACCUUGCAAGGUAUGGCCACCUUGAAACAUGCCCCUCGAAUAUUUCUUUACACCGACCGUCUUGGCCGUCCUUUGAUUGCUAUGGGCGUGGUCUUGGCUUUUGGAUUUUUUGCCUACAUCAAUGAGGCAAACGAAAAUGGAAAGGAUAUUAGUGAUACUGUGUUUAAUUGGUUGCUUGCUCUUACGGGCUUAUCAAACUUUUUCUGUUGGGCCAGUAUUUGUCUUUCCCAUAUCAUGUUCCGCUUGGCCUUCAAGAAGCAAGGUCACUCACUAGAUGAGCUAGCAUUUGUUUCCCCAUUAGGUGUUUGGGGCUCUUGCAUCGGUUUUGGUUUCAACGUGUUGUGUUUGAUUGCCCAAUUUUAUGUGUCACUAUUUCCCGUCGGUGGAAAACCUAAUGCUAAUGAUUUUUUCCAGGGAUACUUGGCUGCUGUUGUUGCUUUGGUAUUUUUUGUGGGAUAUAAGAUAUAUGACCGUCGCACCAUUCCUCCCCUUUCUGAAGUGGAUUUAAUGACUGGCUUCCACUCUGCGAAAUUUUACAAUAAUUAUGAAGAAUCAUACCCGAGAAAAGAAAGAGGUAGACUUGGAAAAAUCUUGUCAUCAUGUUGCUAAUCAUGACAUUGUGAAAAAAAGCCUUUGUCCAAAGUUCUUGGGAUAGUAUAUGUGAAAAAACCUUUGUCUUUUCUAUGUAAUACAUCGUCUGUCUGAUUAGUGUUUUCUUUUUUUGAUAUCAUUUUACCUCCACCCAAGCAAUAAAACAGUACAUUUUGUGGGGUUAUGGAAGGAUAUAUAACUUAUUAGUCUUUAUUUUUUUUUUUUUUUUUGUUGUUGUUGUUUAAAGGUUAUAUAUUAAUAGAAAACCAAGGAAAAAUACAAAAGUUUUCAAAGUACUUCAAUAAACCUUCUUUUUUUCUUUGAAACCAAC
Molecule: messenger RNA, 2393 nt
Organism: Schizosaccharomyces octosporus yFS286
Lineage: Eukaryota; Fungi; Ascomycota; Schizosaccharomycetes; Schizosaccharomycetales; Schizosaccharomycetaceae
Product: cationic amino acid transporter Cat1
Exons: 1
Coding region: 341-2080 (579 amino acids)
Biological process (GO): amino acid transmembrane transport
Cellular component (GO): membrane
Molecular function (GO): amino acid transmembrane transporter activity
Source: RefSeq, a predicted model, not a curated record